CUGUCGGCUGUACACUUCCGGAAGAACCGGAAGACAAUAGUAGAAGUUAAUUCUCGGCUCGUAUUUGUCAUUUUCAGAAGAAGAAAAAGGAAAGGGUUAUUUAAUUUAAGCAACUAUAGACCUGAAGAUCUGUCGUCAUGUUUUCCUUUCAGGUUUUCGACCACCCGGGCUUUCAGAACCGCUUCUCCACUCAGUACCGCUGCUACUCGGUGUCCAUGCUAGCAGGACCAAACGACCGCUCCGACGUGGAGAAAGGAGGCAAAAUAAUAAUGCCACCUUCAGCUCUUGACCACCUCAGCAGACUCAACAUCACUUAUCCGAUGUUAUUCAAGCUGACCAACAAGAACUCGGACAGAAUGACCCACUGUGGUGUUCUGGAGUUUGUGGCAGAUGAGGGAAUCUGUUAUUUGCCACAUUGGAUGAUGCAGAAUCUCCUGCUGGAGGAAGGUGGUCUGGUCCAAGUGGAAAGUGUCAACCUUAUGGUGGCCACUUACUCAAAGUUCCAGCCACAAAGUCCAGAUUUCCUUGAUAUCACAAACCCAAAGGCAGUACUGGAGAAUGCACUGAGAAACUUUGCCUGCUUGACAACUGGUGAUGUCAUAGCCAUCAACUACAAUGAAAAGAUCUAUGAGCUGCGAGUAAUGGAGACAAAGCCAGACAAAGCAGUAUCGAUCAUUGAGUGCGAUAUGAAUGUUGAUUUUGAUGCUCCUCUGGGCUACAAAGAGCCUGAACGACGACCUCAGUACCAUGAAGAACCCACAGAGGAAGAAGCAGAUACCACCAAUUAUGCUGACAUGGACACAGGAUUUAGAGCUUUCACUGGUUCUGGAAAUCGUUUGGAUGGUAAAACAAAAGGGAUCGAGCCCAGCCCUGUCCCUCUUGACCCAAAUGACAUUAAAAGAGGCAUUCCCAACUAUGACUUCAAAAUUGGUCGGAUCACUUUCAUCAGAAACUCAAAGCCUCUGCCCAGGAAACUCGCAGAUGAUGAUGAUGCGAUGAACAGAUUCAUUGCCUUCUCUGGACAAGGACAGUCACUUCGCAAGAAGGGCAGAAAACCUUGAAGAACCCUUAGUGGAGAGGCUGGCUGAUUUGCAUAGACUCGCCUUACUCACUGUCACAUUCAACAGCAAAGUAAAAAUAAAAAGACCUCUGGAUGCACUAGGGUUUGCCUCCCAUUUCCCACUGAAAUGAGAGUUUUACUAUUGACCUGACUGCUAAGUAUGUAAUUAAAGCUCUGACGGUAAUGUUUUGCUCCACAAACCAUGUGCUGCUUAAAAUGCUGUCAGUUUUAAUUUGGUAUUCAGAAGUUAAUUGUGACUAAUGUGAGCCAAGCAGAAUAUAUUAUAUCUUAUAUCAGUCCAAAGGAUGACUUUUGAAAUAUUGUUGCAUCACUAGUUUGAUUUCAGAUAUACAGUUUGUUAGGAUUUCCCCCUUUCCAUAACAUAUUUUAUUCAGUUUACUUUGAAUCACACAGAGUCCAAUUAUUUUUGAAAAUUGGGAGAAGUUAAUGCUUUUAUUUAAAUAUUUAAGUUUUUUCCCUUGGUUAUCAAAAUUGGGUUUCCUGAUUUAUUUGUGGAGAAAUAAAGGAUUGUUUUUUUUGAAGUUAAA
Solea senegalensis (Senegalese sole) is the source of this 1608-nucleotide messenger RNA. It is a transcript of the gene ufd1l, whose product is annotated as ubiquitin recognition factor in ER associated degradation 1. The record is from RefSeq and is a predicted model, not a curated record. Bases 138 to 1061 code for a protein of 307 amino acids. The transcript has 12 exons. NCBI's taxonomy places the organism in Eukaryota, Metazoa, Chordata, Actinopteri, Pleuronectiformes, Soleidae. Gene Ontology annotation, molecular function: polyubiquitin modification-dependent protein binding. Gene Ontology annotation, cellular component: VCP-NPL4-UFD1 AAA ATPase complex.